AGGAAGGGUACAAUGACAGAGAGUAUAGAGUGCAGGAGAAUCUAACUCCCAAACUUAGCAAUGCUUAGGUACCUUUCUUAAUUACUUCUCUCUUGCUACACUCGUUCUCUCCUUUCCCUCCAAUCUAUAUAAUAAUUUUAUCCUUAUUCUUUUUUUUUUCCUAUCUUAUUAUAUAUAAAAAAUCCAAAUUUAAUUGCACAUUUUUGCAGUAAACCAUCCUUGUGUUCUCUCAUAAUCGACUCCUUUUGUUCAUUCUCUCUCUCAACCACUCCCUCUCGUUUUUUGAGAAAACCCAAAUCAUAUAAAACCAAAAAAAAUUAAAAAAACCCUAUUGAAUCAUCUUUUCUUGAUUUCCAUUUUCAUCUCAGGUUUUUAUAUACCCACCAAAGUUAUUUUGUUUUUGUUUGCACGGAGGAGUUCAUAAUUACUCUCUGCUAGCUUCUUCUUAGGUGGGGUUUUCAGGAAGUUUCGUAAUCAUGGGUUUGGAGAGACCAUCAUCAUUGUCAUCAUCAUUACCAACAUCAGAAAACUCAAGGGCCAAUAAGUUCAGUCUCUUCUAUAUAUUCCUACUCUUCAUCGUCUUCUGUGUGUCCACUACAUUCAUUACUCCCUCUUCGCUUUCUUCUCCAUAUAUUAGGAACUCUUACUCUAAGAAACUAGGGAACUUCUAUGCACAGGAGGGUGGCAAGAGUACAGUAGUGAUCAAGAACACUAGGAAAAUCGGUGACCAGAGCAAGGAGGCGGAGCUACGGAGGAUUCUAAGGGGAUUGGGAUCAUCUCCACCACGGUGCUCAUCCAAGUGCGGAAGAUGCACGCCGUGCAGGCCUGUGCACGUACCAGUGCCUCCGGGCACGCCUGUCACCGCCGAAUACUACCCUGAGGCUUGGAGAUGCAAGUGUGGCAACAAGUUGUACAUGCCAUGAUCGUAGAUUAUAUUUAUACUCACAUAUAUACAUUAUAUAUUUAUAUAUAUGAUCUAUAUGUAGGUUUCAUGGUUA
Molecule: messenger RNA, 998 nt
Organism: Camelina sativa (false flax)
Lineage: Eukaryota; Viridiplantae; Streptophyta; Magnoliopsida; Brassicales; Brassicaceae
Product: EPIDERMAL PATTERNING FACTOR-like protein 6
Biological process (GO): guard cell differentiation; stomatal complex development
Source: RefSeq, a predicted model, not a curated record